Camellia sinensis is the source of this 606-nucleotide messenger RNA. NCBI's taxonomy places the organism in Eukaryota, Viridiplantae, Streptophyta, Magnoliopsida, Ericales, Theaceae. The record is from RefSeq and is a predicted model, not a curated record.
AUGGCCACACCACUAGUUGUGAAUGAAAAACUUAUAAAGGAAGAUGAAGAGAAAAAAGUUGAUGGUUCAUUGUAUAGAAGCUUGGUUUCAAAUUUGUUGCAUCUUACAGCUACAAGGCCAGAUAUAAUGUAUGUUGUAAGUUUGUUUUCUAGAUUUAUGAAUAAUCCCAGUCAAAAUCAUUUUGGUGCUGCAAAACGAGUUUUGAGAUAUAUUCGAGGCACAACCAGCUAUGGUAUCAAGUAUUGCAAAGAUUCAAAUGUGAAAUUGUUUGAUUUUUGUGAUAAUGAUUGGGGUGACUGCACUGAUGAUAUGAAAAGCACCUCCAGGUAUGCAUUUUCCUUGGGUUUUGGAGUAUUUUCUUGGGCAUCAAAGAAACAACAAAGUGUGACACAAUCAUCUGUAGAAGCUGAAUAUGUUUCAGCGGGUUUGGCAACUUCCCAAGAAAUUUGGGAAGCAAUUGAAGAAGGUGAAGUGGAGCUCAAAUUCUGCAGGUUAGAUGAACAAAUUGCAGAUAUAUUCACUAAGGCUCUUUACAAAGAAAAGUUCCAGCAUUUCAGGGAGUUACUUAGAGUUAUGGAGCAGCACAUUAGGGGGGAGCAAUGUUGA